Molecule: messenger RNA, 828 nt
Organism: Cyclocybe aegerita
Lineage: Eukaryota; Fungi; Basidiomycota; Agaricomycetes; Agaricales; Hemipholiotaceae
Source: the annotation of a GenBank genome assembly
AUGCGCUCGCUCCAGGAGGAGCUCUUCCCGUCCCCCGCCUUCCGUGCGUGGCUGAGCAUCGUCUCGCGGCUGAUGCCGAUGCGGUAUGCAGUCGAGGCGAGGCGGUUCCGCCCGGGUUUGGACUAUACGCUUGCGACGAGUGAGGAGAGGGAGGCGCGGUUGGAUGUGGUCCUAGGGCUGACGCCUCCCGUGAGGGAGAGCGAGUCGGAGGACGAGGGCGAUCGGUUCAAACGCGUAAGGGAGAGGGAGGUGAGGGGCUGGGCGGUAGCUGAGUGGGGUGGCUGGGAGUGUUAUAUGGCACCGCACAACGAGGAAGACGACCCGGCGAUCUACCGCUCGAGCACGCACAAAAAAGCCAAAGGCGCGCCACCUUCAAAUAGCGCCAAUGGGCACACCAAUGGGAACGGCGCCGAGGCGUCGUCCUCGUCCAAAGCAUCUACAUCCAAAAUCAACGGUCACGGCCAAGGGGACUCACACACUCAUCGCGACCACGACCACGAAAACGACGCCUCCGCCUCCGACCAACCCACCCACUCCGAUCUACCCGCAGACAUCACCACCUCCUCCGCAGACAUCGACGCUGACGACCUCGAGCCCCCCGAGUCCGUAGACGACCCAAUGGAAGCCGACAUCGACGACGAAGAGGAAGACAGUACCCUGCUCACGGUGCAGCCGGGGUACAACCGCCUGCUGCUCGUCCUGCGCGACGAGCGCGUGAUGCGGUUCGUCAAGUACGUUUCUGGCGCGGCGGAGGGCUCGCGCUGGGAUGUGUGUGGUGAGUAUGAGGUGGGGAUCGUGCAGGAUUUGGGGGAGGAGGAGGAUCUAUAG